GCAGUAGUCUCGCGAGAAGUGGCUCCACUGGUUGUAGUUCUGUUCAGGCUGCAGGAGGAGGAGGAAAGCUCUGGCUGUGAUGCCGCUGGAUGAUGGCUGCUUUCGGGAUCUUAAGUUACGAACACCGGCCUUUAAAACGGCCCCGGCUCGGCCCUCCGGACGUGUAUCCUCAAGACCCAAAGCAGAAAGAGGAUGAGUUGACCGCACUGAAUGUGAAGCAAGGAUUUAAUAACCAGCCAGCUGUUUCUGGUGAUGAACAUGGCAGUGCAAAAAAUGUCAACUUUAACCCUUCAAAGAUUAGCUCAAACUUCAGCAGCAUCAUUGCAGAGAAGCUGCGUUACAACACGUUUCAAGACACAGGGAAACGUAAGCCACAGGUCAACCAGAAGGAUAAUUUCUGGCUCGUCACAGCGAGGUCACAGAGCUCCAUCAAUAAUUGGUUCACAGACUUGGCCGGGACUAAACCUCUCACACAACUGGCUAAAAAGGUUCCUAUCUUCAGUAAAAAAGAGGAGGUUUUUGGGUACCUGGCCAAGUACUCUGUCCCCGUCAUGCGUUCAGCAUGGAUGAUCAAAAUGACCUGUGCAUAUCACGCAGCCAUCACAGAAACUAAAGUCAAGAAGAGACAUGUGAUUGAUCCCUGUAUAGAAUGGACUCAGAUUAUUACGAAGUACCUGUGGGAGCAGCUUCAGAAGGUGGCCGAGUUUUACAGACAGUGUCCCAGUCAAGGCUGCAGCUCUCCACUGCCAGCCACUCCUGCUGAUGUGGAGACGGCCAUGAAGCAGUGGGAGUACAAUGAGAAGCUCGCCAUGUUCAUGUUUCAGGACGGUAUGUUAGACAGACACGAGUUCCUGACGUGGGUGCUGGAGUGUUUCGAGAAGGUCCGCCCUGGUGAAGAUGAGCUUCUCAGACUUCUCCUGCCCCUCUUACUUCAGUACUCAGGGGAAUUUGUACAGUCGGCUUACUUGUCACGGAGACUGGCUUACUUCUGUACACGGCGCCUCAACCUGUUGCUAAGCGACGGGAGUCUGGGCCCCAGCACAGGAGGGCAUCCGGCCCAUGGCAUGUUGGCACAGCAAGGAAACGCCCUACCCCCUACCCCAACCUCACAGCCAGCAGGCGGGAACCAGCUUCAGACACCUUUCACAGACUUUUACAUCUGCCCCCAGCACAGGCCUCUGGUGUUCGGUCUCAGCUGCAUGUUACAGAGCAUAGUGCUGUGUUGUCCCAGUGCUCUGGUGUGGCAUUACUCUCUAACAGACAGUAGAAACAAAACUGGUUCACCUCUGGACCUCCUGCCGCUUGCUCCGUCCAGCUUACCAAUGCCUGGAGGAAACACUGCCUUCACACAACAGGUCCGUACUAAGUUAAGAGAAAUCGAGGAACAGGUGAAGGAGCGAGGACAGGCAGUGGAGUUCAGGUGGUCAUUUGACAAGUGUCAGGAGACCACAGCAGGGUUCACAAUUGGAAGAGUUCUUCACACGCUGGAGGUUUUGGACAACCACAGCUUUGAGAAGUCCGACUUUAACAACUCACUGGAUUUUUUGUACAACCGGAUAUUCGGGUCAGGACAGACUAAAGAUGGUCACGAGAUGUCACCAGACGAUGAUGCGGUGGUGACCUUGCUUUGUGAAUGGGCAGUGUGCUGUAAGCGCUCUGGCAGACACAGAGCCAUGGUGGUGGCCAAGCUGCUGGAGAAGAGACAGGCUGAAAUAGAAGCAGAGAGGUGUGGUGAGUCGGAGGUGGUGGAUGAGAAGGGCUCUGUGUCAUCCGGCUCCCUCUCGGCUGCUACACUUCCAGUCUUUCAGGAUGUGCUGCUGCAGUUCCUCGACACUCAGUCCCCCACGCUGACGGAGCCUGGAAAUGAAAGUGAACGCGUGGAGUUCUCCAACCUUGUCCUGCUCUUCUGUGAGCUCAUUCGUCACGACGUCUUUUCCCACAACAUCUACAUGUGCACUCUCAUCUCCCGCGGCGACUUGGCCUCUGACUCCCACCUGCCGCGUCCGCGCUCCCCAAGUGAUGAGCCCUCUGAUGAGUCAGAGCGCAAGGAGCAGGAGGGAGGCAGUGGUGGCAAGAUGGAGGAUACCGGACUGUCAGAGUCAAUGGAAAUCGAUAACAACUCCAGUGCUAAUUUUGACGAGAUGUUCUCACCUCCAAUGCACUGCGAGUCUAAAGGGAGUCCUUCUCCUGAGAAGUCAGCUCCAGACCAGGACAGCAAGGCCGGCUGUAAGGACAAGGGCAUGGACCCGGCUUUCCCUCAGCUGUAUGAGCAACCUCGCCACAUCCAGUAUGCCACUCACUUCCCAAUCCCUCAGGAGGAGAGUGCCAGCCAUGAGUGCAACCAGCGAUUAGUGGUCCUGUAUGGAGUGGGCAAACUGAGAGAUGAGGCACGACACACCAUCAAGAAAAUUACCAAAGACAUCUUGAAGGUGCUCAACCGCAAAAGCACAGCAGAGACAGGUGGAGAGGAAGGACAGAAGAGAAAGAGGAGUAAGACAGAGGCCUUUCCCACUGCUGAAGACAUCUUCUCAAAAUUCCAGCACCUCUCCCACUUUGACCAGCACCAAGUCACCUCCCAGGUGUCCAGAAAUGUGAUGGAACAGAUCACCAGCUUUGCCUCAGGGAUGUCUUAUCACCUGCCUCUCGUCCAGCACAUUCAGUUCAUCUUUGACCUCAUGGAGUACUCCCUCAACAUUAGUGGCCUCAUAGAUUUUGCUAUUCAGCUUCUGAAUGAGUUGACUCUAGUGGAAGCCGAGCUGCUGCUGAAGUCGUCCAGCCUUGUGGGCAGCUAUACCACUAGCCUGUGUCUGUGUAUCGUAGCUGUACUGAGGAGGUACCACUCCUGCCUCAUUCUCAACCCUGAGCAGACAGCACAAGUUUUUGAUGGGUUGCGGUACGUGGUGAAAUCAGGUGUGAACCCGGCAGACUGUUCCUCGGCUGAGCGCUGUAUCUUGGCGUACCUGUAUGACCUCUACACAUCUUGCAGUCACCUCAAGAACAAGUUUGGAGAGAUUUUCAGUGAGUUCUGCUCCAAAGUGAAAAACUCCAUCUACUGUAACAUCGACCCCUCUGACUCCAACAUGCUUUGGGAUCCUGUCUUCAUGAUGGAGGCCAUAGCCAACCCCUUGGCCCACAACUUCAACCACUCAAUGGUGGGCAAAAUCCUCAACGACAGCCCGGCCAACCGCUACAGCUUUGUGUGUAACGUGCUCAUGGAUGUGUGUGUAGAUCACCGAGACCCAGAAAGGGUGAAUGACAUCGGGAUCCUGUGUGCUGAGCUGACAGCGUACUGUCGCUCCCUGAGUGCCGAGUGGCUCGGCAUCCUGAAAGCUCUCUGCUGCUCCUCUAACAAUGGCAACUGUGGCUUCAAUGAUUUGCUGUGUAAUGUUGAUGUUAGCGAUCUGUCCUUCCAUGAUUCCCUGGCCACCUUUGUAGCCAUCCUCAUUGCUAGACAGUGCCUACUUUUGGAAGACCUGGUCCGCUGUGUGGCCAUUCCUUCCCUCCUGAAUGCAGCCUGCAGUGAGCAAGACUCUGAGCCAGGAGCCAGACUCACAUGCAGGAUUCUGUUGCACCUUUUCAAGACGCCACAGCGCAACCCUGUACCCCAAGACGGUGUGAAGUCAGAUAAAUCUCCUGUUGGUAUCCGGUCGUCUUGUGAUCGCCAUCUUCUUGCUGCUUCUCAGAACAGCAUAGUUGUUGGAGCAGUUUUUGCUGUCCUCAAAGCUGUUUUUAUGCUCGGUGAUGCAGAGCUAAGAGGCUCAGGACUGUCGCACCCUGCUGGCCUAGAUGACAUAUCUGAGGGCCGGAAUGUCUCCAUAGAAACAGCCAGUUUGGAUGUGUAUGCAAAGUAUGUUCUGAAGACGAUCUGCCAGCAGGAAUGGGUUGGAGAGCGCUGCCUGAAGUCUUUAUCUGAGGACAGCAGCGCCCUUCAGGACCCGGUUCUGGUAAACAUUCAGGCCCAGCGCCUCCUGCAGCUUAUUUGCUACCCACACCGCCAGCUGGACAGUGAUGAUGGGGACAACCCACAGAGGCAGCGAAUCAAACGCAUCCUACAGAACAUGGACCAGUGGACGAUGAGACAGUCAUCCCUGGAGCUGCAGCUGAUGAUCAAACAGAGCUCUAAUAAUGAGCUCUACUCGCUCUUGGAGAACAUAGCCAAGGCAACCAUAGAAGUGUUUCAGAAAUCAGCUGAGAUGAACUCCAAUAACCCCUCAGGGAACGGGGCAGCGACCCAAGGCGGCUCUGCAUCCAACAACAACAGCGCCAACAGCAAGAUAAAGCCAAUUUUAAGCUCAUCAGAGCGGUCAGGCGUGUGGCUGGUGGCUCCGUUGAUAGCCAAGCUGCCCACCACAGUUCAGGGCCAUGUACUGAAGGCAGCAGGAGAGGAGCUGGAGAAAGGACAGCACCUGGGUUCCUCCUCACGUAAAGAGAGGGACCGGCAAAAACAGAAAAGCAUGUCUCUGCUAAGCCAGCAGCCAUUCUUGUCUCUGGUGCUGACAUGCCUGAAGGGACAGGAUGAACAGAGGGAAGGCCUCCUCACCUCUCUCUACAGCCAAGUGCAGCAGAUUGUUACUAACUGGAGGGAAGACCAGUACCAGGACGACUGCAAAGCGAAACAAAUGAUGCAUGAGGCUCUGAAACUACGACUCAAUCUUGUGGGUGGCAUGUUUGACACCGUGCAACGCAGCACCCAGCAGACCACUGAAUGGGCCGUACUUCUCCUUGACAUCAUCAGCAGUGGCACAGUGGACAUGCAGUCCAAUAAUGAGCUCUUCACUACAGUGUUGGACAUGUUGAGUGUGCUGAUUAACGGCACGCUGGCUGCUGACAUGUCCAGUAUCUCUCAGGGCAGCAUGGAGGAGAAUAAAAGAGCCUAUAUGAACCUGGUGAAGAAACUCAGGAAAGAGCUUGGAGAUCGGCAGUCAGAAAGUUUGGAAAAGGUUCGCCAGCUGCUGCCGCUGCCCAAGCAGACCCGUGAUGUCAUAACCUGUGAACCUCAGGGUUCGUUAAUAGACACAAAGGGUAACAAGAUCGCUGGAUUUGAGAAGGAGGGCCUUCAAGUGUCAACCAAACAGAAGAUCUCUCCCUGGGAUGUCUUUGAGGGUCUUAAACACUCGGCGCCCCUCUCCUGGGGCUGGUUCGGUACGGUGCGCGUGGACCGAAAGGUUACUAAGUUUGAGGAGCAGCAGCGAUUCCUGCUCUACCACACCCACCUGAAGCCCAAACCUCGCAGCUAUUACCUGGAGCCACUCCCGCUGCCCCCUGAAGAAGAAGAGCCCUUGACCCCUGUCUCCCAGGAGUCAGAGAAAAAGAUGAUGGAGCCGGUGAAGCCAGAGAAGAGUGUUCCUGCUGUGACCUCUGACACGAAGAAGAAGUCAAGCAAGAAGAAGAAAACGCCUGCACCCAAGGCAGAGGAUUAUGUGAACCGCACACCAGGUGGCGUGACCUAUGGGACCAGUAUGCCCCCUGAGCUGAUGCAGAACCAUCCAUACGGCAGGCUAUACAGUCAGCAGGCCAUGGGAAUGUACACACAGAACCAGCCUCUACCCCCAGGUGGUCCAGGUUUAGACCCUCCAUACAGACCACCCCGCAACCCACAAAUGAAUAAAAUGAUGCCCACUCGGCCCAACUACCAAGGCAUGAUGCCUGGUAUGCAGGGAAACAUGCCUGGCAUGAUGGGACUGGAUAAGCAGUACCCCAUGGGCUAUAAGCCCCAGCCUACCAUGCCUCAGGGCCAGAUGCUACGACAGCAACUACAGAAUCAGAGCAUGAUCGGGCAGCAAAUCAGACAAAUAACACCCAACCAACCAUAUACUUCAAUGCAGGCUUCUCAGAACAUAUCUCAGGGCUAUACCUCAUACGCAUCACACAUGGGGAUGCAGCCGCAUCUGUCCCAAGGUGGUGGUAUAGUUCCUCCCUCCUACGGGAACCAAAACUUCCAGGGCAGCCAUCCUGGAGGUAACCCAGCUGUGGUGGAUCCUCUGAGGCAAAUGCAGCAGAGGCCCAGUGGUUACGUUCACCAGCAGGCUCCAGGCUAUGCACACAAUAUGCAGAACACACAGAGGUUUGCCCACCAGCCAAUUCAGCAGAACCCCAUCAUGCAUGGCCUCAGUCAUAUGGGAGGCCAGGGCGUCCAUUCGGGCAUGAGGCCCAAUCAGAUGAUGGCAGAACAACAACAGCAGCAGCAACAGCAGCAGCAACAAGCAGCACAGCAACAACAACAGCAACAGCAGCAGUACCUCAGACAACAAGCACUCAGAAUAUCACAACAGCAGCAGCAGGCCCAACAGGUUCAACAACAGCAACAGCAACAGCAGCAGCAGCAGCAGCAGCAGCAGCAGCAACAACAGGUCCAACCCCAGCAGGUUCCCCCUCAACAGCAGGUUGCUCAGCAGCAGCAGCAGCAACAACAGCAGCAGCAGGUGUCAGCUGUUGCUCCACCUGGCCAGGCUCAGAACCAGGGCCUGGGCAUGCAGCCACUGCCGCCUCAGCAACCCCUGUUCCAGCGGCAGGGAAUGCAGCAGACUCAACAGCAGCAGCAGACUGCAGCUCUUGUCAGACAGCUGCAACAGCAACUUUCAAAUUCACAACCAGGACAGGGCACCAGUUCAUAUUACUGAUUGUUCGUGUCCAUAGUAGUGUGCAGACAAAAAAGGCUCUAAUUAUGUGGAAAGUUCCAGCUCUACAGAUGAGAUGUGUUCAGUCUGUUUGCUGUUGAAGGCACAAAGGACCACCACAUGCAGAUGAAUCAUGUCUCAUCUCGGUCACCGAGGCAACGAUCAGAAAUGUCUUGACUUCAGUCGUGUAAUUAUGGAUUUUCAGAUGAGGGAUCCUGCUCUGAAGUAAACAGAUAAUGGUUAAUAAUGGAAAAGUCUAUGUAAAAAAGUACCAGAAAUUAUAAGAAUAAUGCAAUUUUUUUUAUUUUAUUUCAAUUUGUACAAUUUUUUCAGUUUCGUGUAUUUCUCAUUAAAAAAUCAUGUCAGUUUUUA
This is a messenger RNA of Notolabrus celidotus (New Zealand spotty), 6989 nucleotides long. It is a transcript of the gene med12, whose product is annotated as mediator complex subunit 12. The transcript has 43 exons. The record is from RefSeq and is a predicted model, not a curated record. Bases 90 to 6620 code for a protein of 2176 amino acids. Gene Ontology annotation, biological process: regulation of transcription by RNA polymerase II. Gene Ontology annotation, cellular component: mediator complex. Lineage: Eukaryota; Metazoa; Chordata; Actinopteri; Labriformes; Labridae. Gene Ontology annotation, molecular function: beta-catenin binding; transcription coactivator activity.